Messenger RNA from Phaeodactylum tricornutum CCAP 1055/1, 546 nucleotides. RefSeq lists its product with no specific name. The record is from RefSeq and is a predicted model, not a curated record. Lineage: Eukaryota; Bacillariophyta; Bacillariophyceae; Surirellales; Neidiaceae. The transcript has a single exon. The annotation marks the transcript as partial.
GCCCUAGUGACAGGUGCAUCUCGAGGUAUUGGCCGCGCAAUCGCGGUCGAGUUGGCACGGUGGGAAAUACCACUGAUUUUAGUGGCUCGUGAUGUGGAACGACUAACAGCCCUUGCUUACGAUAUUGAAGCAUGUUACGGAGUUAAAUGUUGCGUGCUGCAAGCAGAUUUGGCUCAACGAGGGGUGGCAGAAAAAAUUUACAACACAACUUGCUCCGCUGGCUUAAAAGUAGAAAUCCUAAUCAACAAUGCAGGAAUCUCGUCUCAAGGCUUGGCGGUCGAUAUUCCGGUCACGGAAGCAACUCGCAUAAUUCAGGUCAACGCAUUGUCUGUAUCCACUCUGAGCCAUUUGUAUGGCAGAGAUAUGAAAGAUCGACGACGAGGACGUAUACUUGUGGUGUCCUCUAUUUGUGCGGCUGUGGCUGGUCUGCCGACCGUAGCGGUGUACGCAGCCACCAAAGCUUUUGAAAAUACCCUCAGUCUGUCAAUGGCCAAAGAGCUUGAACCUUUUGGAGUGGGUGUGACAUGUCUCAUGCCGGGUGCUGUC